AUGUCCUUAUUUAUACUGAACCAUGAAACGAAUUUUGAGCACAUAAUUGGCGUGCUGUUCAACAAUUGGACCGCGCUCAAAUUGGCUGUAGAACACGGCAUGGGUGGAUCGUCUGAAGUCAUGCAAUUCAAAAUAAGUGAUCUAAUAAAGAACAUACACGAGUGUCUUCGGAAGUCUGGUGACAACAUGUGCUGGACGAGUAUAUCUGAUAUUAUUGAAGACGUGAUGGAUGUUGGGUUUGAUGUUGUACUUGAAGAUGCUUCUGCCGAUGAUUUAAGUAAACAUAUUUGUAAUCUCUACUCUGAUUGGAACCAGUCGUUAGAUGGCCGAACAAAAGUUAUAGAUGAACUCAGAAGUUUACCUACAGUAAUUCCUAUUCAAAUUGUUCCAGUAAGACCAAUACGUGAAAAACAAAAGAAGGAUGAUUCAUCGUCUAGUGAAGAGUCUGAAGCCUGUGAUGAUGGAUGGACAGUGGUGAAACAUAAAUGA
Macrosiphum euphorbiae (potato aphid) is the source of this 489-nucleotide messenger RNA. The record is from the annotation of a GenBank genome assembly. Lineage: Eukaryota; Metazoa; Arthropoda; Insecta; Hemiptera; Aphididae.